CCACAAAAUCCAAUGCUUCAAUUUAUGUAUUAAUAGGUUGUAUUUUGCGACCCACAUUUCCCACAUACUGACUCCAAGUUUCAUGAAUGUAAUUGUUUUAAAGAUUAUGUUUUCUGAGGAAUUCCUCAAAUAUCGUAUCACUACUUUGCUAUGUAUGGAAUAAAAUAUUUCCUGGCGAAAUCUACAAAUAGCAGAUAUUUUUCAAGAUUUUUAGUGAGGAUUUACUUUUUUAUUUUUCAGAGAUCGUAUCUGAAAUAUGGCUCAGAGUGACUUCCUCUACCCAGAGAACCCAAGGAGGAGGCAGGAAGUAAACCGUCUUCACCAGCAGCUCCUUGAUUGCUUAUCUGACAGCUUCCAUGUCACCAAUAAGCUGAUUGGGGUUCUAAACAUGCACUUGGGAUGCAGCCUUGCCUCGAUUGAGAUGAAAAGAGAUGGAACCAUCAAAGAAAACUGUGAUAUCAUCAUCCAGGCCAUGACGACAAUUCAAAAGGAAUUGCAAAAGGUAGACGAAGCACUAAAAGAUAAACUUGAGCCAACCCUUUAUAGAAAGCUUCAGGACAUUAAGGAAAGGGAGUCAGAGAAAAUUGCAAUAGUACAAAAGGUUAUUUCAGUCAUCCUGGGAGAAGCCACUUCUGCAGCCAGUGCAGUGGCUGUUAAACUGAUAACCUCAAAUGUCACAACGGGCAUAAUUAACAAGUUGGUCACUGUUCUAGCUCAAAUUGGUGCCUCUCUCCUUGGGAGUAUUGGAGUUGCUGUUCUUGGCCUUGGCAUAGAUAUGAUCUUCUGUGCUAUCCUGGGAGCAGUGGAGAAAACACAGCUUCAAGCAGCCAUCAGAAGUUAUGAGAAGCAUCUGGUAGAGUUCAAGUCAGCCUCAGAGAACUAUCAUCAUGCCAUUACCGAAGUCACCAACACAGUGAAACACCAAAUGAAAUGAACACUUAUUUUGUCACUGGAGAAUUUUUCUGCUUUCUUCUCAGUAAUAGUGUUUGCUUCCUUGAAUAGGUUCAUUUUUU
This is a messenger RNA of Trichechus manatus latirostris (Florida manatee), 1013 nucleotides long. It is a transcript of the gene SMCO3, whose product is annotated as single-pass membrane protein with coiled-coil domains 3. Lineage: Eukaryota; Metazoa; Chordata; Mammalia; Sirenia; Trichechidae. The transcript has a single exon. Bases 257 to 934 code for a protein of 225 amino acids. The record is from RefSeq and is a predicted model, not a curated record.